Corticium candelabrum is the source of this 1472-nucleotide messenger RNA. RefSeq lists its product as uncharacterized. NCBI's taxonomy places the organism in Eukaryota, Metazoa, Porifera, Homoscleromorpha, Homosclerophorida, Plakinidae. The record is from RefSeq and is a predicted model, not a curated record. The transcript has 5 exons. The coding region runs from base 674 to 1297 and encodes 207 amino acids.
CCAUAAUAUGAUAUGAUACUCUUCCGUACUCUUGUUUGCUUAAGUUAAUUUGAUAUGGUAUUGUUUAAUUUAAAUAAGAGUUAUUACAGGGCAUCUUGUUUUCAUGUACUUAAGUGUGUACGUGUGCUCUAGCGUUCGAAAAUUAGAGGCAAAUCUUCUGACGAAUGCAGCGUGGUAUGUACACAUGCUAUACAUCCAAACGUUAUCAGGGAUCUGCAUGAUGUUUAAUUCUGAGAUCCUGCAGAUCUGUGGUGAAUUUCAGAUGUAUAUAGCUAAAUUUUAGCACAUAUGUGGCACGCACCAAUUUAUAGCACCCGUUCUGGGGUCACAGUGAUUCCAAUGUGACUCCCAUAGUUUGCAUGACUCCCUUAGAUGCAUGUCGAUUUGCGAUGCAAAAAUAUAUCAUGUGCACCUUCAGACUGCGUUAGUCAGAAGAUCUGCCUCUAAUUAAUAGUGAUCAUGGCGAGGGGUAUGUUCUCGUUCUUAAUCUUGUUAUAAUGUUAUUGACGUCUUUUUGUCUUUUUACCUUAAUUACUAUAUAUAGUAAUCUAUAAUUCUACCCGCUGCGAUUCAAGAGCCUAAUUAGCGGUAAUGUACUAAAACAAAUCACAAAGUUUUCUGAUGCUAAACGUUUCUGUGAUGUACGGUACAACUAUAUAUUACCCAGUAAUUAAUGAUGAAUGCCAUUAUGGGGGGUGCCACACAGAUUGUUAGAGUAGUGUGGCUGUUACACGUGCUUUAUUCCUGUAGAAUGAAAAAGCAGAAAGUUGCAGUGUUUGGCUCCAGUCGUCCUCUAGUAGCUUUCUCGUUGAUUGAAGCUGUGGUAUUUCAACGGAUGUACUUGAGAAGCUUGGAUCAUAGAAUGAACCGCCUUAUACUAAGUGACAAGCACAACGAAGCAAAUUUGAAUAAAUUGAAACUUAUUCAUGGUGAACUUCUGAAAUUUCGUUCAAAGUUCAGUUCUACUCCUCUCAGUACGACAACAGCUGGAAAACAGCAGUUUCAGCUGUGGGGAACUGUGGUUGGUCUCCACGAAAUGGCCGCCAAUCUUCUUGAAACAACCAAAGAUCUUCACGACUACUACAACGAUAUAGCUCAACGAGCCAGUCAGAGAAAACUUGACAUGCUCGCCGUCGUUCUUGGCUUUCUCGGUGUUGCGCAGUUGUUGUCUGACAUUUUCUGGGCUUGGAACCAGCCAGACGAGAAGGACGAUAAGAACUUAUUGGUACCCUUCACUGUCAGUGGUGGUCUGUUGGUGGUGGCUAUCAUCUUCUUACUGCUAACUCGACAGCGCUAGUAUAGUUCUUCGAUGUCAUUCUUCUUCUUACUUUUGUCGACACAAUGUUACCAAUUUUUCGUAGCUAGUUGAUUUACGCUGCGCUUUGUGUUCAUUCGUUUUUUUAAAUUUGAGUUUUCUAUAGUGGAAUACACGGCUAUGUGUUGUUAUUAUCUAUACCAGACCUGUCAACCUA